Molecule: messenger RNA, 1009 nt
Organism: Eupeodes corollae
Lineage: Eukaryota; Metazoa; Arthropoda; Insecta; Diptera; Syrphidae
Product: protein obstructor-E-like
Exons: 4
Coding region: 148-948 (266 amino acids)
Cellular component (GO): extracellular region
Molecular function (GO): chitin binding
Source: RefSeq, a predicted model, not a curated record
GAAUGUCCAAUAUAAAGAAGAACUUCUAAUGUUUUCUGUCAUAUAAAAGAAUCAAAUUGAAGAGAUACUCAUUCAGUGCAAUAGUGAUUUAGGGAUUCGGAGUGUCAAUUUAGUUAAAGACAAAUUAAGAAUCCUCCUGUCAAUAUCAUGAGAAAUUUCAUCUGUUGCAUUUUGGCAGUGGUCACACUUUUCGCGUGCUCCGUUUCCGCUGAGAUUAAUAUUUGUGAAAAUGUCGUAGAUGGGGUGUUCUUAGACAAUGUCAAUGAUUGCUCUAAAUACUAUACUUGCAUGGGAGGAAAGGCUUAUCCCGGUGAGUGCGCGGAUGGUCUCUACUUCAGCUCCAAGACCCAACGUUGUGAUAUUCUAUCGAAAACCGAGUGCUUUCCAAAGUGUAAUGGUACCUUGAAGUUCUUGAGUUACCACAAGACCUGCGACAAGUUUACUAUCUGUUUCGCUGAAACUCAUGUACUACAAAAAUGCGCCGAUAAUUUGCAGUUUAAUUCGGACACCGAUCGUUGCGAUUAUGCCCAUAAUGUUGAUUGUGUGACAAACAUGUGCACUGGUAUAAACGAUCCUGAAAAUAUUCACUUUUUACCAAGUCACAGGUCCUGCGAAGAUUAUUACAUUUGCUACAGUGGUGAGGCUGUUCUUCAAAAGUGCUCUAAGGGAUUAUUCUUCAAUCCCAAAAGGAGGGGCUGUGAUUUCAAGGAAAAUGUUAACUGUACUAUCUCAGCUAAGUCUCGUAACGUAUUGCCAUAUGCUAAGAUGCCACCAACUAGGGCAAAUAUUCCAUGUCCAAAGCAGGGUUCCCACUUCUAUCCAAGUCCAAGUGAUCCAGCAGCAUACUAUUUUUGUUCCAAUGGCAAGGGUAUCGUAUUAACUUGUUCACCUGGUUUGGUCUAUGAUAGGACAAUCGAAUCAUGCCGUGAUCCUAAGAAUGUCAAAUAGACACGAUAUUAAAAUAACUUAAAACAUUUCUAAUAAAUAUGACGUUUUAUGAACAACAAAA